Molecule: messenger RNA, 667 nt
Organism: Oncorhynchus nerka (sockeye salmon)
Lineage: Eukaryota; Metazoa; Chordata; Actinopteri; Salmoniformes; Salmonidae
Product: creatine kinase M-type-like
Exons: 3
Coding region: 73-390 (105 amino acids)
Biological process (GO): phosphocreatine biosynthetic process
Molecular function (GO): creatine kinase activity
Source: RefSeq, a predicted model, not a curated record
UACACUUCUGUCUCUCCAGUUCUGAACACCCUGGACGGUGAAUUCAAGGGAAAGUACUACCCCCUGAAUAAGAUGACCAAUGCCGAGCAGGAGCAGCUUAUCGCUGACCAUUUCUUGUUUGACAAGCCCGUCUCCCCACUGCUGCUGGGCGCUGGUAUAGCCCCUGACUGGCCCGAUGCAAGAGGAAUCUGGCAUAACGAUGCCAAGAGCUUCUUUGUCUGGAUGAAUGAGGUUCACCUGCGUGUCAUCUCCGUGGAGAAGUGCGACAAUAUGAAGGAGGUCUUCAGACGCUUCUGCGUUGGUCUGAGAAGGAUGGCGUGGACACUGCCUCCGUGGGUGGAGUGUUCGACAUCUCCAACGCAUGGCGCUAGGAAUCAAGCGGUACAAUGACGCCAACCAACCUGCGUGUAGUGGAGAUAUUUUUCUUCUUUCAUUCUGCCUCUUCUCUCUCUCUCCUUUGUCGUUCUUCUGUUUUUUACUUUCAUUUUCUUCCUUAUGCCAAUCUUUUCCACUUCUUUCCUGUUCAGUCGGAAACAUCCUGGUAUCCGCCUCCACCAAAGUUGGGUUUACCUGACAGACGUGAACAUUACAUUGGUUGUAAAAAGUUAUAAUUGAAAGUUAUCAUUGAAACUGUGGUCCAAUAAACCUAUUACCAUGAACCAAUACA